UCUCAGGAGCGCAGAGAGGCGGUGGUGGCAGCGGCGCUGUUGCUGCUCUUGCCGCCACGAUGCCUUCUGCGGGCUGCUGCGAGGAGGCAGAAGGCGCCGCCGCCGCCCCUGGGGAAUGUCCCUUCUCUGCGAGCCCUCCGGCGGCGCCCCCCUCGGCCUCGGAGAGGCCCCGGCUUUGCGGCUACCUGCAGAAGCUGACGGGGAAGGGCCCGCUGCGGGGCUUCCGCAGCCGCUGGUUCGCCUUCGACCCGCGUUGCUGCGCCCUCUACUACUUCAAGGGCUCCCAGGAGGCGGUGCCCCUCGGACGCCUCGACAUCGCCGGAGCCUCCUUCAGCUACCACCAGCCGGCCGAGGCCCCCAGCGCUGCCGCCCCCAGCGCCGCCGUCCCGGCCUCCGCCUCCUUCUCCGCCGCCUCGUCCUCCUGCUCCUUUUCCGGCGGCGGCGGCGGCAGCAGCAGCGUCGGCGUCGGUGUCGGGGAUGUAGAGGCCGCCCUCGGCAGCACAUUCGAGAUCCACAACCCCGGCGGCGUCACCGUCCUCAAGGCACCAACACACCAGGAUAUGAAGUACUGGCUUCAGGAGCUUCAGCAGAGGAGAUGGGAGUAUUGUAACAGCCAUGAUGCAACUAAGAGAGUCAGUCAAAUUUCACCGACACCAUGUGACUCCUCCAAAGGGCUUGUUGCCAAAGACAAUACUGAUUGGACCACCAUGUUUUCAAAUGCAUCAGCAGAGAAAGCUAGAAAUGUCCUAAUGACGGAGGCAGCACGCACAGAACUGGUGGGAGAACAGGCAGCAUGCCAACCAGCCCCAGGCCAGCCAAGUGCCAUUAACUUUUCUUUGAAGCAACUUGGUACAGAUAUCAAGAACUCUGUGUCUUCACUAAGAACUGGAAAAGGAAGCAAUGACAACCGUAAGAGUAUUUUUUAUACAGAGGAGUGGGAAUUUCUAGAUACGAAGGAUUUGGAGGAGUCGAUAGUUCAAGAUCGGAAGAGGUUUUCAGCAGAGCAGAGCAAAGGCGUGUCUGGUCCAGCCUUUCCAUUUGAUUUUGGCCGCAUUCCACACAGAACAAGGCGUCCUUUAAAGGAAAUGAUUGCAAGCAGCAAAAACCGGAAUAGCACAGAGUCUCCUCCUGAUGAGUGUAAUGGAAACAAGCUGGCUUCCGAGAUGCAGCUGAAGUUCCAGAGCCAACAGGAAGAGUUGGAGAGUCUCGAGAAGGAGCUGUUGAGUCAAAAGGAACUUGUGCGGCUUCUGCAGCAGACUGUCAGAUCUUCACAGUAUGACAAAUAUUUUGUAGGGCAUCUUUGUGAUGGAGUCCCCAAAGAUAAGUUAGAGCUGCUUCAUGAAAAAGACAAUCAGAUAUUGGGUCUCAACAACCAGCUUGAAAAGCUUAAUCUGGAGAAGGACAGUUUGCGGCAGGAAGUAAAGAAUUUGAAAUGCAAGGUGGGCGAGCUCAAUGAGCAGUUGGGCAUGCUUAUGGAGACCAUUCAAGCCAAAGAUGAAGUGAUCAUGAAACUUUCCAGGGAGCUGAGUGAAUGUGAGGGCCAGUCAUCUGGCCAGAGUGGAGGAUCAGCCCAUUCUCCCAUGUCUUCUUCCAUCAACAAAGAACUGCAGGAGCUUGACAGGCUGAAAGAUAGUCUUCAGGGUUAUAAGAACCAGAACAAAUUUUUAAAUAAAGAGAUCCUAGAACUGUCUGCUUUACGGAGAACUGCUGAAAACAGAGAAAGAGACUUGAUGACGAAGUAUACAAGCCUUGAAGCCAAGCUCUGCCAAGUGGAAAGUAAGUAUCUUAUCUUGCUUCAAGAGAUGAAGACCCCAGUUUGCUCAGAGGAGCAGGGUCCUUGUCAUGAUGUGGUGGCCCAGCUCCUGGAAGAUGCCUUGAAAGUGGACAGCAGUGAGCACCUGGAGCAGACAUACUUCAAACCUCACAUGGUCAGUGAAUAUGAUAUUUAUGGGUUUCAGACCGUCCCAGAGGAUGAUGAGGAAGAGAAGCUGGUAGCGAAGGUUCGGGCCUUGGAUCUGAAAUCCCUCUCCCUUACUGAAAACCAGGAGAUGUCCACAGGGGUGAAGUGGGAAAACUAUCUGGCUAGCACCAUGAACAGGGAGAUGGUACGCUCUGUGGAACUCAAGAACCUCAUUCGGUGUGGGAUUCCGCAUGCCCACCGCUCCCAGAUGUGGAAAUGGUGCAUUGGCUUGCAUGUAAAGAAGUUCAGAGAACACAUGGACCCAGGCUACUUCCAAGCACUGCUUCAGAAUGCCCUGAAGAAGCAGAACCCGGCUUCAAAGCAGAUAGAGCUAGAUCUUCUGCGGACUUUGCCCAACAACAAGCAUUACUCUUCUCUGACAUCUGAAGGAGUGCAGAAGCUGCGGAAUGUCUUGCUUGCAUUUUCUUGGCGGAACCCAGACAUAGGAUAUUGUCAGGGUCUCAACAGACUGGUGGCAAUUGCGCUUCUCUACUUGGAACAGGAAGAUGCCUUUUGGUGCCUAGUCACAAUAGUGGAGGUCUUCAUGCCCCGGGACUAUUAUACUAAAACCCUUCUAGGCUCCCAGGUUGACCAGAGAGUCUUCAAGGACUUGAUGAGUGAGAAACUCCCUCGGCUGCAUGCCCACUUUGAGCAAUACAGAGUGGAUUACUCGCUCAUCACCUUCAACUGGUUCCUUGUUGUGUUUGUGGACAGUGUGGUCAGCGACAUACUCUUCAAGAUAUGGGACUCUUUUUUGUACGAGGGGCCAAAGGUAAUGUUCCGGUUUGCUUUGGCGCUCUUUAAAUACAAAGAGGAGGAGAUCUUAAAACUGCAAGACUCAAUGUCCAUAUUCAAGUACCUCAGAUACUUCACUCGCACAGUCCUUGAUGCUAGGAAACUUAUCAGUAUUGCUUUUGGGGAUCUGAAUCCCUUUCCAUUGCGCCAGAUAAGAAAUCGGAGGGCCUACCACCUGGAGAAAGUCCGCCUGGAGCUCAUGGAACUUGAAGCCAUUCGGGAAGACUUCUUGCGUGAGCGAGAAACUAACCCAGAUAAAAGGGACCUCAUUAGUGAUGAUGAAGAAGAUGGUUGAGGAAGCCCCAGGGGACAAGACUCUUUCUGGAAGCUUGACCAAAGUUUUGUGAAGUGGCCUCUUCCGUAAGGAUCCAGCAAAACUAAGCAACAUCAGCUGGAAAUUUGCAGGACAGAUUUCCAAGUCUUUAGCAUGCCGUUGCAGAAAUCUCCACCCCCUGCUAAAAUUUCUCUUUCCAUUUCUCUUUUUUUGCCAGAGUGUUAAAGAGCACUUUUUCUUGCACCUUGCAUCUGAGCUGCCGCUUUCCCCCUUCUCUGAAGGACUCAUUUUUGAAGUGCCUACACAUAGGAAGCAGUAGCGCAAAGUCCUUAAUCUUUUUAAUAUCCACCAUCUUACACUUAUUUCCCGGUUGCUUUCCCCAAUCUUUCCCCUGCCCCAAAAUCCAUUUGGGAGAAUCGCUCCUCAUUAGCCUUGAGAAUAUUGAACUAAGCUGGCAUUUUUCAUUGGCAGUCCACCUAUGUUUGUUUAAAACCAGCCCAAAUAUUGACAGUUCUUCAGCAUAUCUGUGCACGUACUUAAAAACCAUGAAAAUGUGAAGAGGCUGCAUGGAGCCAGUCAAAAGCCUUUCAGUGCUUUUGCCAGGGAGCAAAGUCCUCUGAAGACAUCAUUCCAUUGGUCCUAGUGGCUCUGUUUUUAGCAAGAAGAAUUGCUGACGUCUGUUUUCACAUAGUGCUAAAUGAGCACCUUGAGGACUAUUAAUAAGGCUGCCUUGGACACCAUUGGUCUAUCUCACUUUAAGAACUGUGGAAGGCAAGAAGUAGUUCUGCUGGAAGAGUUUUCUCUGGGUACUAUGGGAAUGAAAUAAAUUGUGCUUUCUCCCUUACAUGAUACUCUUAAAGGCAUAGGAGUCCUCUCCAGGAUGGCAGAAGGAUAUGUUGUGUUUUGCCAGCACCUACCUGUUCUGGCCAGGUGAGGGUGCUCUUGCCUGAUGGGCUUCCCCCUCCAUGUAAUCCCAAUGAGCACUUGAUCCUUGGAGAUUUAUAUUGAGAUGCAUUUUUUUUAUGAGUGGCAGAUUGCUCAACUAAGCAAUCAUAUUGGCUUGACUUAAUGACCUGUGAAAGUGCUAUAAAUUCACCUGAUUUUUCUGCCACAGAGAGGUUUGGCUAAGAUUAACCCUAAAAGAAUCAAACAAUGUGAAUUGUGUAUUUCCUAUCUCUUAUGAAAGGUUUAAUUUCUGAUAAUAUUUAAACUUGUUUUUUCUUUUUCUUUCUGCACCUCUGUACUUCUUUCUGUUGCACAUUUUUAGGUGCUUGGCUCCUGUCAUUUUGCUGAAACUUAACGCCAGUGAAAUUACAGGUGGAUUCCUUCUAUUGUAUUAUUCUGAUCUUUGCAGAAAUAUGUGUUAUCUUAGAUACAGUUGAUGAACCUGGAGAAAAUGAAGGCAGGUGGUUCAGGUGGUUCAUUUUUUUGAGGGAUGGGUGUUCUUUUUCAUUAUUAAAGAUGACUGUUCUGAGACUCUCCCCUUCAUCUUUCCCACACUUGAUGUGCCUUUUUAUUAGGCAGUAUAAUUCUCAAGAAAAAAAGGUAGACUACAGUGUGGAGAAGGGAAAAGUAAUACCCCAACUUGCCUUAUUAGAAGAAGAUACGGAUAUGAAUGCAAUAAUAAUAAUUUUAUUAUUUAUGUAAAAAAGAAUUCCUUCCUUACAUGCUCUCCUUCCAAAAGUCGCCAUGGCCUUUUCAGCCCUGGGGAUGUUUACCUUCAUCCGACAAGUGGCCUGCAGUCAAGAUUCCUUUCUCUGAAGAACAGUUUCCUCCUCUGCCACCUUGUAAGCUGCUCUUGACAGCAAAGGCUUAGAGAUUGUUUGCAGGAGUGGCGUGCAGGGAAUGCGGAGAGAAAGAGCACCUCUCUACCUAUGCGCAAGAAUCUGUGAGCAUGUUAUAAAGCCUCUUUUUCCAGACUGUGGCCAUUCUCUUUCUGAUGGUUUCUAAAACGUAUCAUCAAUUGACAAUUUUGUUGUGGGGUUUUUGGAGCUAGGGAAUAUUUUGGCCAUGAAAUUUUCACCUGUGCUCAUAGCAGUGCAAGAGUGUACCAUUUUAUUUCACUCUUUAUUUCAUGUGGCAUGUCAGCUUGGUACUAUCUGGCAGCACUCAGUCCUUUGACGGCAGGAUCGGAACCAUCCGUGGGGCAAGCAAGGGAGGACACAGGAGAUAGAUACAGUGCAAGCUGAACAGAUGGGCCUCGGAAUACAUUAGUGCCACUUACCAUUUUUAAAUACAUUGUACCUGAAUAAUACUAAGAUUCCUCUGUGUAUUACAUGUACUGUAUCUUCAAUUCCUGUUGUAAGAAGUGUUGAAAACCACAGAUGGAACCACUUGGAUUUAUGCCAGGCUGUCAGAUUUUCUUAACUGUCUUCUGAUAGGGCUGAAAGAGUCUCAAACCAAAUGUGGGGUAGAAUAUUUUUGUUUUCUUAGCACUUGCUUGUUAAAGGGGAUCCAUCUGUGUUCUUUGAAACUCCAAUAUUUGGAUAGUGAAUAGUAGUUGAAACACCUGACUUUUAUAUGCUUGAAGAAUUCCCACAAACAACUAAACAUAGGUGAUGGUGGAGAGUGAAGACAACACCCAUUGUGCCAAUGUUAUUUUGUAGGCUGCUGCAAAUCCUCCUCAGUUUUGUAGCAUCUUUGUUAUUACUUACCUUGAAUCUACUAGAUUGUUAAGGAUGUUCGACUAGUUAAACAGAAAAAAAUCGAUUAUUGCAAAUGCUGUUAUUGCCACUGCAAAGACGGUUAUGUUCAGUGCACCUGAACUCACAUGUGAAAGAGUUAUCCCCCCCCCCCCGGGGGGGGGGGUUGGACCCACUUUGGAAAUUGGAUGACAAGCUCCUGCUGCCUGACAUUUGUAUGCUGGCCUAGAAAUCAAACCCAUGAGACAGACCACAGUUCUGUGAGAUGAUUCCAAGCCUCAAACUUUAGGAUCGAACAAGGCAAGAAUAUUUGAAAACCUAAGAGCAGAGAUCAACAAAGAAAGUUUGAACAACUUAUAUUUUAAAUUCUACACUUUAUAUAGAUACAUAUAAUCUUUCUUUUUGGUUCUGAAAAUUAGAUGUAUCUGAUUUUUUUUUCUCAAUAAAGUUUUUCAAAAAAGAAAAAGAAAAAGAAAGUUUGAACAACCGCCCCCUGCCCCCCGCCACUCAAUAUGUGCCAUCUUUUUCAGGUCUCAUUUACUGCAAUGAGGUUUUUCUGGUUACUCUUUCUUUUUUUGUAAAGAAUUUCAAAAUGUGUUACAUAUUAUAUAUGCAAAGUAUCUUAUGCAUGAUUUCUCUUUUAAGUAUUGUAUAAUCCACACCACUGAAGCAGUUUGUGCAAGUUUCCAAAUCACAGACCAAUUUUUUAUUACACUAGAGGCAGAGAGAAUGGGGAUCAAGCAGUACAUGUCUAGCCCUUUACUGCACAGUAGGCAGAUUUUCUCUAUAGUUGUCAAGUGCUACUCAGUAGGCAGAAACUGAUCAUGCCCAGUCCCCUUAAUCUAGAACAGUAUUUGCCAACCUGGAGCCUUUCAUGUGUGUUGGACUACAACUCAAAUUAGCCCCAGCCAGCACACCCUACAAUGCUGGGUCUCAUGAGAGUUGUACUCCAAAACAUCUGGAGGGCGCUGAGUUGGCCAGGGCUGAGCUGGAGCAUCUUUUGUGCAAGCCUGGCUAAAAUGAAUAGGAAGUGUGGAUGAGCCUUCCUCUUUUGAGUGGGGCUUACAUGGAAUAUGUUCCUACUGGAAAGUCCCUUGUUAAACAUUGAACUUGAACAACUCUUUCCUCUUCCUACAGCUGUAGUUGUCUUCUGCAUUAGCAUGAGGAAUUAGGCUUGUCGUUUGUCCAAGCCAUUACAAACCACUACUUAGUCAAUUUGACAAACACAUUCAUAAUCAUGCUUUGCUUUGGUCCCUCAUGAAGAAAUUUAAAAACUUGUUUCUCUUUUGGUGUUGUUAAACUUUUGUACAGCUCUUAAAUCAUCCCUUGGGAAGUAUUAUGUAUUAGAAACAACCAGGGAUGUUGGCACAAUGGUUGCAUCCUUGAACUGUAACCUGGUUCUGUACUGGAAAUCUUUGCCAAAAAUAAUAAAAAUCAGUAAUUUUGUAA
Messenger RNA from Zootoca vivipara (common lizard), 7120 nucleotides. RefSeq names its product TBC1 domain family member 2B (gene TBC1D2B). Gene Ontology annotation, molecular function: GTPase activator activity; small GTPase binding. Gene Ontology annotation, biological process: regulation of GTPase activity. The record is from RefSeq and is a predicted model, not a curated record. Lineage: Eukaryota; Metazoa; Chordata; Lepidosauria; Squamata; Lacertidae.